AUGAACAAGGAGCAGUUUCAGAGCCCUCUACCACGCUCGGUGUCCCUCAGCGUGUUCCUGGUGUCUGUUGCAGUCGUCGUGUGUGCAGUUUGGCUGGUAGCUCUAUGUGGCGUCUGCACAUGGUGCCAACGUAAACUGGGGAAGAGGAAUAAGCCCGGGGUGGAGGCUGCCAGCUCUCCAGAAUCAGUGAGAGGUCGAGGGGAAAAUAAAGCCAUCAAUGAUCUAGACAGAGACUUUUGGAAUAACAACGACAGCAGCAAUGUGCAGCAGCAGAGGUGGAGCUCCUACCCGCCCAAGGAGUUCCUCUUAAACAUGUCUCCCUACGCACCAUACGGAGACCCUCGCCUCACGCCCAAUUUCGGAGACGCGUCCCUCUCCUCCGCCUCUACCCUGGAGCACAUCCCAUCCUCGGCUGUGGCGCGCCCUCGGCCCCUGGUCCGGCAGCAGAGCCUCCAGCAGCCCCUCACCCACCAGCCCCCUCCAGGUCCUAACGACCCCCCGGUCACCUCACAGAGCCUGGGCCAACUGCACACGGGCCCGGGCGGCGGGGGCCGUGGGGGCCCACGCGGGGUCCGUGGAAGUCCAGCUGGAGCCUCCCGGUACAGAGGAACAGGGGCAGGACGGUCGAGGUCAAAUCCUGGCAGCUGGGAUCACAUGGUGGAGCAGAUCCGCCACAGAGGCCUGGAUGUCAAGUCGUUCUUGGAGGGGAAGAUGGUGGUUCUGUCUCUAGCGAUCGGGCUGGCUGAACAGGACGACUUUGCCAACCUGCCAGAUCUACAGGAAGCUCCUGCAGGCAUAGAGAACGAAACCACACCAGAAAAAAGGUUGAGGCUGGUUGAAGGUGGAAGGUUGAGGCUUGGGGCAGUGGCACCGGUAGAACUGAGAAGGGAGCUUAUGGCUCAGGUGGAGAGGCUGGAGGCGGAAAUCAUCUGGCAGCAAGGAAGAGAAGAGUCAGGGGCUGUUUUCGAAACCGCCUGCUUCAUACUACCUUCAUACAGAACCUUUUGGCUGUCAGAGACGAACACAGUGCUGAACAAAGGACUACACAGGCUGCCCUCUUAUCACAUCAGGCUGUGUGAGGGAUAA
Notolabrus celidotus (New Zealand spotty) is the source of this 1086-nucleotide messenger RNA. RefSeq lists its product as uncharacterized. Lineage: Eukaryota; Metazoa; Chordata; Actinopteri; Labriformes; Labridae. Bases 1 to 1086 code for a protein of 361 amino acids. The record is from RefSeq and is a predicted model, not a curated record. The transcript has 9 exons.